AUGGAACAAGAAUACUGCAUGCGUGACGAUUACACGAACGUGGCGAUUCCUUUUCGCUCGCUGUAUGGAGGUAAGUUUAAUUUAUAGGGAAACCUUAUUCUUGCUUCUAACUCACAGAGUUAUAUAUUGUGGGGUUUUUUUCAUGUCAUUUCUGCAACAAUAUAGUUAUCCGCAUGUAUAUAUAAACGUUUUUCUUUCCCUGAUAAAUAAUCUUUUCGUUGUAGAUGUUUGUCCUUUAACAAAAGAUAUUCUCUCUGAAGCGACGUAUGAUUUCCAUAAUCAUUGUGGCAUGAAGUGUUUGCAAAAUCCAUUCUGUGCUGGAUACAAUUUUAAGAAAAAACACCAGAAAAAGACUUCAAACUGCCAGUUAACACACACGCUGGAUCACAACUUUCAUGAUUGCAACGCUGAUGACAAAGGCUGGAUAUUUUAUCAUCCCGUUGCUCCAAGAAAGGUACGAAACUGCAGUAAAAUAUAUACUUAAUAAACUUUGCCAAAAUUAGCUUAUCUAGUAUAAGCAAUAGGGUGUUUAAGCUUCUCGUUUCCGGGAACGGCAAAUCGCAGGUUCGAACUAAUUCUUGGCAAAAUAUUCGUUGAACGUUUUCGUUUCAUACUUUCUUUCUUGUGUCGAAAGAAUAAUCAUGCAUUGCAAUUUUAAAACCCAGGCAGUUAAUUAGUGGAAAGAAUGCAUGAAAAUUAAGCGAUCUUCACAAAUUUUCCUAUUAGCUAUAUACCUUAUAUUGUUUAAUAUACAGCUUAUAGGCCAAGAUGCCACCAUGCCAACGUGCAACGUAUUCCACUAGGCAACAAGUAAAAAAUGAUUAAAAAUCGUUGUCCACCUGAACGGUUCAGGCUACGUGCAUGUAUAUAAAUAAACAAAAUUUAAGCAGAACUUGCCAGUUUAUAAACUGAGACUGUCAGUUCCACGUUUGUGUUAAAAUAAAGAAUGUAUAAAAGAUAAGAAACAUACACAACAGACAACAGCUAGGGUAUGCAGCUGAAACCGUUUAAGUAGGUUAGUUUAGUUAAAACUCGUUUAUAUGGAGUUUUUAUUUGUCAUGAAAUGCAAUAAUUUAUUGCUGUCAUAAAUACAGGCUAUUAUGUUGCUGAUUUUACUUUUGUCGCUAUAUAACAAGACGACGUAUAUAUAUACGCGUUGCAUGCAUGUGUGAUGGUUUAAACAGCCAGGUGAUCUUGAUACGCGGAAAAGUACUGGCACUAGUUGUCAAAUAGAAAUCCAUUUUAUGAUUAAAACAACUGAAUAUCUCCUGUAAUAUACUUUAUUUCGAUUCCAUAUUUUUGUCAGAGCUAUAGUUCUCAUAACCAAACAUAGUUACAUAAAGAAUAACGAAAGAUAUAAUUGACUGAAUACAUCAAAAUGGAUUUCUAUUCGGACAACCCUUUCUGAGCGCUGAUUGGCUAAAAUACGAACACGAGAUCACCUGGAGUACAACUAAAAUUGUAACCAGGUUGCAUGCGACAGUUUUAGGCAAAAGUUGUGUAGUGUAAAAAACCAGUCUAUAUAUCUAGAAUGGUUUAGAGUCAAAUUUGUAUUCAUCCUGGCUUUGGACUCAAUUAUAUUUGUGAGAAAAUUGUAGCUAAAUACUUUUUUGAGAAAAUUGUAUACUAUACAGUUGAUGCACUAUUGCAUCUUUUUACUCUAUAGUUCCAAAAAUGAAAUAAAUUUAAUGAAAAAGUUGGCUAUAUUUGAAGACAUCCAUGCACUGCGGUAAAAUUAUCAUUUAAAAAUUGCUCUCAUUUAAAAAUACCGACCAAUAAUCAUUAUAGUUAAUUUGUGAUGUUAUUCUGUCAGUUUCAGCUUAUAUAAACAAUUAAAUUUGCAGGCUGAAUUUCUCCUAGUUUAUGGUGAGCUGAAUUCUAACACAUUUGUUUCGCAGUUUCCGUGUAAUAAAAUGAAGAGUUGUAAAAAUGGAGGAAAGACGAUCAUUUAUCUCAAAGAUGGACCUGGUUCUGAUCCGUACAGGUGUGAAUGUCUAAAGGGAUUCAGUGGAGAUCUCUGCCAAAUUGGUGAGUUGUUAAAGGAAAAGAUACAAAUGAAAUAG
Molecule: messenger RNA, 2063 nt
Organism: Paramuricea clavata
Lineage: Eukaryota; Metazoa; Cnidaria; Anthozoa; Malacalcyonacea; Plexauridae
Source: the annotation of a GenBank genome assembly